UAAAAAGAAAUAGACACUUUUUAUCACAAAAAAAAUAAAUUAGACACUUCUCUCUAUCUUAAUCUUUCACUUCCCCCACUCUAUUUAUACCCAAUUGCCCCUUCCAUGUUUCCCCUCCCAAAUUCUCUCUUCACUUUCAAUCUCAUUUUCUUUCUUUCUUUCUUUCUUUCUUUCUCCAUGAUCAUUUCAUUUCUUUAUAAUUAAUUAUUCUCUUUAAGAAAUCAUCCAUGAUCAUGGCACCUUCUUCACUAGCACUCAACUCUAGCACAUGGGUUACUAGUAAUAAUAAACCUCAUCAAUUCUCAAACUCACUCUCCUCUUCAUCUUUUCUUGAUUUGGGCUUAUACAACAAAAAGUCCACCCUAAAGUUGAAGAAGAAGCCCAAUAGAAAAGUAGUUGAAUGUGCUCUCCACUCUCCUUCAGUAUUUGAUUUCCCAAAACAACCCUACAAACAGCCCUUAAUUACCAAAGAAAAUGUCCCAAACAAACCCAAAAAAGACACACAGUGGAACCCAAUACAAAAAGCAGCAGCAAUGGCAUUAAACAUGUUUGAAAGCGCGUUACUUUCACGCGAGUUACAACAACCACUUCCAAAAACCUCGGACCCAAGAAUUCAAAUCGCCGGAAACUUCGCUCCAGUGCCAGAACAACCCGUAGUUCACUCUCUUCCUAUCACCGGCACAAUUCCAGAUUGUGUAAACGGCGUUUAUGUCCGUAACGGCGCGAACCCAAUGUUCGAGCCAGUUUCUGGUCACCAUCUUUUCGAUGGUGACGGCAUGGUUCAUGCCGUUACCAUCAAUGACGGUGUUGCAAGUUAUGCAUGCCGUUUCACUGAAACAGAGAGACUAGUCCAAGAGCGAGAAUUAGGCCGAGCUGUGUUUCCGAAGGCCAUUGGAGAACUCCAUGGCCAUUCAGGCAUCGCAAGGCUUCUUCUCUUUUACGCUAGAAGUCUUUGCGGUAUAGUUGAUCACCGGAAUGGCUCCGGUGUUGCUAACGCCGGCCUUGUCUUCUUCAACGGGAAACUCCUUGCUAUGUCGGAAGAUGAUCUUCCUUAUGAACUGAAAAUCACUCCCUCCGGUGAUCUUCAAACUAUUGGCCGUUAUAGCUUCCUUGAUCAGCUUCAUUCCACAAUGAUCGCACACCCGAAAAUCGACCCUGUCUCCGGUGAACUCUUUGCAUUGAGCUACGACGUAGCUAGACCUUAUAUCAAAUACUUCCGUUUCACACCCGACGGAGUAAAAUCACGGGACGUUGAAAUUCGUCUUCCAGUACCAACAAUGACGCAUGAUUUCGCGAUCACUGAGAAUUUCGUAGUAAUCCCAGAUCAUCAAGUUGUGUUCAAGCUUGAAGAAAUGAUCAGAGGUGGUUCUCCGGUGAUAUUCGACGGAGCAAAGAAAUCGAGAUUUGGAGUGCUUCCAAAGUAUGCAAAAGACGCUUCUAGCAUCAUUUGGGUUGAAUCACCAGACACGUUUUGUUUCCAUUUAUGGAACGCAUGGGAAGAACCAGAAAAUGAUGAAGUUGUUGUUAUUGGUUCGUGCAUGACGCCACCGGAUUCAAUCUUCAACGAAAGCGAUGAAAAUUUGAAAAGUGUUUUAUCAGAGAUAAGGUUGAAUCUAAAAACAGGGGAAUCAACUCGCCGAACCAUCGUUCAGAAUUUGAAUUUAGAAGCUGGGAUGGUGAACCGGAACCGGCUCGGUAGAAAAACCCGGUUCGCUUAUUUGGCAGUAGCUGAACCGUGGCCCAAAGUAUCCGGGUUCGCUAAGGUUGAUCUUGUAAGUGGGGAGGUGAAGAUUCAUAAGUAUGGAGAUGGAAAGUAUGGUGGAGAACCGUUUUUUUUACCAUCAGGGGGGUGUGAAAAUGAAAAUGAAAAUGAAGAGGAGGAUGAGGGGUACAUUAUGGCGUUAGUGCAUGAUGAGAGGAGGUGUAAAUCAGAAUUAGAGAUAGUAAACGCCGUGAACAUGAAAGUGGAAGCAACCGUUAAGUUACCUUCUAGAGUGCCAUAUGGUUUUCAUGGCACGUUUGUGGAAGCUAAGGAUUUGGCGUUACAAUGAGACACAAACACAAUGGUAAAAAAUUCCAAAAUAGAAUAAGACAAAAAUAAAUUUCUGAAAAAUAAAGAAAGAAAGAAAAAGGGAAUGGGGAAUAUGACAAGAGGGAUUUGCAUAUAUCCCCGGGGUUCUCCUGAACAAAGAUUUUGUUGGUAUUAGUUAAAUAUUAAUAUUUAGUUAUAAUUACUCUCAGCACAUAUUUUCAGGAAUCAGCUUGUAGCUUUGUAGUACUCAUGUGUAUUAAGUAGAUGAAGCUCAGCUGCUUUCUGUUUCUGUUUCUUUUUCUUUUCUUUUCUUGUAUUUAACUUAUUUACCAGUAAAUUACUUUCUUCUUAUUUGAAUUUUCAUUUUUUUUUUCUGCACAUGCUUAUUCUUCUCCUUUUGUCUGCAUGCGUUGUGUUCUUUCCAAGUCAAUAUUAGAACGUCUCGCAAGUCAUCAUAGUAAUAUUGACUCAUCU
Molecule: messenger RNA, 2506 nt
Organism: Trifolium pratense (red clover)
Lineage: Eukaryota; Viridiplantae; Streptophyta; Magnoliopsida; Fabales; Fabaceae
Product: 9-cis-epoxycarotenoid dioxygenase NCED2, chloroplastic-like
Exons: 1
Coding region: 228-2051 (607 amino acids)
Biological process (GO): carotene catabolic process
Cellular component (GO): chloroplast stroma
Molecular function (GO): carotenoid dioxygenase activity
Source: RefSeq, a predicted model, not a curated record